AUGAAACCAAAAAGAUCAACUUCUGCUCAUAUCACAUUAAAUGCAUAAUUAAUCAAAUAAAAUUCACCUCCUUCUCCUAUUAAAAAUAAACUCUAAGAAAUUAAUGAUAAAAUCAACCAGAUGUUUAUCAAAGCUAAAAAUCCAAAUGAAUAAAUAAAACAUAUUGAAAGUCAUUUAUAAUAACAGUUUCAAAGUUCAAAAAUAUUAUCAAAUAUUACUAAAGAGAAAUCUAAAUUAUUAUAAUAAAUAACUUCAAAAGAUGGCAAAAUAAAAGAAUAAGAAUAAAAGAUUAAUGAGUUAAAUUAACAAAAUUAAUAUUUGAAAUAAUAGUUAGAAUAAUAUCAAUAAAUCUCAGUCGAAAUGGAAUAAUUAGAAUAAUAUUGCUCUAAAAUAGUUUAAGAAAAUUAAUAACAAAAACAAUAAGUUUAUUAGUUAUAGACUUCCUUUAGUUUUUUAUAAUCUAGCAACCUUAUAGCUUUAGGAUAAGAAAUUGAUCAAUAAAUUUAGACUUUAAAUAAAUCGCUUUCUAAAUGUUUUAAAUUAUUAGAAUAUUCAUGUAAACAAGAAUUUGAUGAUUUACAAGCAUUAAUAAAAAUUAAUUCCACAAAUAAUUCAUAACAUAAAUAGGAAGGGAAUUUGUAUACAAUACUUAAGGAAUCUUUGGAAUAAUUAAAAAGAUUAAUCUAUGAGACUGAUAAAUAAUUUGAUUUAAAUUAUAAAAAGGUGACUAGUAAUGUAUUUUAUUCUUAUAAUUAUUGA
This is a messenger RNA of Paramecium sonneborni, 759 nucleotides long. Lineage: Eukaryota; Ciliophora; Oligohymenophorea; Peniculida; Parameciidae. The record is from the annotation of a GenBank genome assembly.